This is a messenger RNA of Loxodonta africana (African savanna elephant), 493 nucleotides long. It is a transcript of the gene SMIM38, whose product is annotated as small integral membrane protein 38. Bases 1 to 156 code for a protein of 51 amino acids. Lineage: Eukaryota; Metazoa; Chordata; Mammalia; Proboscidea; Elephantidae. The transcript has a single exon. The record is from RefSeq and is a predicted model, not a curated record.
AUGGCCUCGGGGUUUGGGGGCAGUGCGGGCCCUGACCCUCUCAUACUCCUGCUGGUGGCUAUCUUGUUGGCUCGUUUCCUCCUGUGGUCCUGCCUUGGGGCCUUCAUUGACUACAGACUGGCCCGGCAGCUCCCACGCAAGCCCAAGGAGGACUAGGGCCACCGGGGAAGGAUGAGAGGGCUAGCCCCAGGGCCCGGCCUGCCCGAGGUGGGAGGUCCUGCCUGGGUCUCGGCCUGCAGGGAUGGGGUGAGUGUGAAGCCAGUGGUCUUUGAUUCCCAUCCCUGAGACAGCUACCCGUAGGCACAGAGAGGCCUGGUUGGAACACGCUUACCCAGUCUGACCAGGGGUGCCUAGUGGGGGUGGCCACCCACGUGUGGGGACAGAGGGACCCCACUGCCUCUCAGUCCCCCAGCUUCUGGGGUCUCCUGUUGGAGUGACCCUGAGGAUCGGUCUUGCCUCCCAUUCUUUAUAAAUACAUUCUUGGGAAUCGCAA